This is a messenger RNA of Ilex paraguariensis (yerba mate), 1502 nucleotides long. NCBI's taxonomy places the organism in Eukaryota, Viridiplantae, Streptophyta, Magnoliopsida, Aquifoliales, Aquifoliaceae. The record is from the annotation of a GenBank genome assembly.
AUGGUCCGAGUCCUCUCAUUCUUGGUUCUCGUCUUCCUCGCUCGAAUCGCAUACAUAAUCACCGUCAGAGGCAAAUCUUGCGUCUCCGGCGAUUUCUGCUUCUUCCCCGAAACCCUCAUAUUCGCCACUGGAGAUUACUCACAAUCCGACACCUCUGGCGACGCCGAAAAUACUCGUCUCAGGAACUACUACUACGCUGUGUUUGAAGAUUUGAUUGCCGAGGGCUAUCUCUCGCCUGACUCCAAAUGUAUCUGUAUCGAUACCCUAAGCGGCCAAGACGUCGUGGCUCUGAGAGACAUCGGAGUCACUGAGUCCAUCGGAAUUUCGAAGAAAUCAUCUCCGCCGUUGGUGCUGUACGGUCAGUCGUUUCGACAGCCAUUCGAUGAGAAUAGCUUCGAUUUCGAGUUCUCAGGCGAUGGUCCAUUCGAUGAGAAUAGCUUCGAUUUCGAGUUCUCAGGCGAUGGUGUUUUGGACCGGUCCUCUAAGCCGGUUGAUUUCGCAUCCGAAGUCUCAAGGACCCUCCGACCAGGAGGUUUCUUCGUCGUCCACACCACAGCAAAAGAUCUCUAUAGUCUCAAUUCUUUGCUUGAUUUGUUCAAUACUUAUAGAUUGAUUAGGUCACGUGAUAUCGAGGGUCUUGAUUCUUCAAUGCCAUGGAUUCGUGAAAUUGUUCUACGAAAAAAGAAUGAAGUUCUUCGCCUUGAUGAGAUGAACCAAUCUUUAAAUGUCAAUCCCUUGAACAGAUGCUCUGUUCCAGUGUAUAAACGGGAAUUAAUUCAAAUUGCAGAGCCACUUAUCAAAGAAGAGCCAUUGAAGCCUUGGAUUACAUUGAAGAGGAACAUAAAGAACAUUCAAUAUCUUUCUUCAAUGGCUGACAUACGUUUUAAGAACAGGUAUAUAUAUGUCGAUGUUGGAGCUAGAAGUUAUGGUUCAAGCAUUGGAAGUUGGUUCAAGAAACUAUAUCCAAAACAGAACAAAAGCUUUGAAAUUUUUGCAAUUGAGGCUGACAAGGCGUUCCAUCAAGAAUAUAGAUCAAAAAAAUGGGUUACCCUUUUGCCUUACGCUGCUUGGGUGAGGAAUGAGACUUUGUUCUUUGAAAUUAAUAGGGAACCAAGCAGGAGGAAUGAGGAGAAAGGUCUAGGGAUGGGUAGGAUUCAAGCUGUGCAAUCGUCGAGUAAUUUUGUGGGUGAUUUGGAUAAGAUUCAGGGAUUUGAUUUUGCGAAUUGGUUGAAAAGUGCAGUGUCAAAUAGGGAUUAUGUGGUUGUGAAGAUGGAUGUGGAAGGGACCGAAUUUCAAUUAAUUCCACGGUUAGUUGAGACUGGAGCUAUGUGUUUGAUUGAUGAAAUGUUUCUCGAAUGCCAUUACAAUAGGUGGCAGAGAUGUUGCCCCGGGGAGAGGAGUCCGAAGUAUCACAAGAUGUACGCUGAAUGCUUGGAAUUGUUUGCUUCUCUCAGAGAGAGUGGAGUUCUUGUGCAUCAGUGGUGGUGAGUACUGAGUAGUAA